CGAGAAGUACUACCACACGUACGAGGCACUGCAUAGAUCUUGCAAACACGAGGCGGGAGCAUCUUAUCUUAAUAUAUAUGCUAUCAUGAGCCCAACUCGCCUCAGAUCUCCGUAGCCUUCCCGCAGAUUCAGACACAUGACAAGAAGUGCAUCAGGAGAGCGGGUGUCCAUGAUCCACAUGACACCGCACAAUUCUGAACUAGUUCUGCCGUUUCCAUUUCCAAUAUGUCGACUCGCAUUCCUCUUUUGUUUGGGACGAUGACCAUGGGGUUCGAGGGCCAGAACGGAGUGCGGACGUCCAGCGAGAAGGACUGUCAGGAAAUCCUGGACGUCUUCUUCAGUCACGGUCAUACUGAAGUGGACACCGCACGGAUAUAUGCCGAGGGGACCACUGAACAGAUCUUGGCCCAGCUUGAAUUGAAGAACGCGACGAUUGACACGAAAGUGUACCCUGUCACUCCGGGGACUCAUAGCCCAGAGAUAUUGCGGUCUACUUUCCUCACGUCGCUUCAAUGUCUGAAGCGUGACAAAGUCCGGGUCUUAUAUUUGCAUGCUCCCGAUCGUAGUGUUCCCUUUGAGGACACUGUACGAGAAAUCAACAAGCUCUAUAUGGAGGGUCGUUUCGAGAUAUUUGGUCUGAGCAACUUUGCAGCUUGGGAGGUUGCAGAAGUUGUCGGAAUUUGCAAAGCGAAUGGCUAUGUGCUGCCAAAGAUCUACCAGGUGAUGUACAACGCGAUCACCCGGGAGAUGGAACCUGAGCUCCUUCCUUGCUGCCGGAAGUAUGGCUUGCGUCUCGUUAGCUAUAACCCAUUAGCUGGUGGUCUCUUUGCGGGCAAGGUGCUUUCCACGGAGGAGGCAGCUCCCCAGGGUGGUCGCUUUGACCCGAAGUCGAAGAUGGGCCAGAUGUACCGAGCACGGUAUCUUACGGAAGGCUACCUCAAAGCUCUCGAGGUUGUGAAAGCCGCUACCGACAAACAUGGUCUUCGCCUUACGGAGGCUGCCCUUCGUUGGUACCAACAUCAUUCUUUACUGACACCAGAAGAUGGUAUCAUCCUAGGCGCUAGCAGUGCAGCGCAGCUAGAGCAAAAUUGUAUUGACUCGGAGAAAGGACCCCUCCCACAGGAUGUUGUUGAUGCACUUGACGAGGCUUGCAGGAUCGUGAAGGCUCACGGAAGCACCCCGUUAUACUGGCGUUGAGGGCUCUUGGUGCAGUGGAGACAUGCCAAAAUUGUAGUAAACUUGGCGACUAUUGAAAUGGACGUUAGUACGAGUGUGAACUUGGUUGACUACGACAAGGGCAAGAUAAUGGAUUUC
This is a messenger RNA of Suillus paluster, 1314 nucleotides long. RefSeq names its product NADP-dependent oxidoreductase domain-containing protein. The coding region runs from base 226 to 1197 and encodes 323 amino acids. The record is from RefSeq and is a predicted model, not a curated record. Lineage: Eukaryota; Fungi; Basidiomycota; Agaricomycetes; Boletales; Suillaceae. The transcript is spliced from 10 exons.